Messenger RNA from Engraulis encrasicolus (European anchovy), 1603 nucleotides. RefSeq names its product adenosine A2a receptor a (gene adora2aa). The record is from RefSeq and is a predicted model, not a curated record. Gene Ontology annotation, cellular component: plasma membrane. The coding region runs from base 1 to 1347 and encodes 448 amino acids. The transcript is spliced from 8 exons. Gene Ontology annotation, molecular function: G protein-coupled adenosine receptor activity. Gene Ontology annotation, biological process: G protein-coupled adenosine receptor signaling pathway; adenylate cyclase-activating G protein-coupled receptor signaling pathway. Lineage: Eukaryota; Metazoa; Chordata; Actinopteri; Clupeiformes; Engraulidae.
AUGGAGGUGUCUGCUGUUCUCUACGUGCUGCUGGAGCUCCUCUUGGCUCUUUUCUCUGUUCUGGGGAACCUGUUGGUCUGCUGGGCAGUCUGUCUCAACUCCAGUCUCCAGAGCAUCACUAAUCUCUUUGUGGUGUCGUUGGCUGUGGCCGACAUCGCCGUUGGAGUUCUGGCCAUCCCAUUCGCUAUCGCCAUCAGUACUGGCUUCUGUUCCUGCUUCUACGGCUGCCUCUUCAUCGUCUGCUUCGUGCUGGUCUUGACCCAGAGCUCCAUCUUCAGCCUGCUAGCCAUCGCCAUCGACCGCUACAUAGCCAUCAAGAUGCCCCUCAGGUACAAUAGCCUGGUGACUAGCGCGCGUGCUAAGUGCCUGAUCGGCGUGUGCUGGCUGCUCUCCAUUGUGAUUGGUCUAACCCCCAUGCUCGGCUGGCACCGCCCACUUAACCAUGACGACGACCACCCACAGCACCAUGACGAUGAUCUUCACACUGACCUUCAGCCAACCUUCGACCUCGAUCCUGAGGGCCUCAACGGCAGCUGUGGCAACGGCCUGAUCAGAUGCCUAUUCGAGGAGGUGGUGCGUAUGGACUACAUGGUCUAUUUUAACUUCCUGGGCUGCGUGCUGCUCCCCCUGCUGGUCAUGUUGCAGAUCUACCUGGUGAUCUUCAUGGCAGCACGCAGACAACUACACUGCAUCAGGUCUCUGGAUAAGGGUCAGUCUCUUGAUAGAGGUUCUCUGGAUAAACGUUGUCAUGGAGACCAGCAGCGUUGUCAUGGAGACCAGCAGCGUUGUCACGGAGACCAGCAGAGUUGUCAUGGAGACCAGCAGCGUUGUCAUAGAGACCAGCAGCGUUGUCAUGGAGACCAGCAGCGUUGUCACGGAGACCAGCAGAGUUGUCAUGGAGACCAGCAGCGUUGUCAUGGAGACCAGCAGCGUUGUCACGGAGACCAGCAGAGUUGUCGUGGAGACCAGCGUUCCCACUACACUCUGCAACGCGAAGUCCAGGUUGCUAAGUCGUUAGCGAUCAUCGUCGGUCUCUUCGCCGUGUGUUGGCUCCCGCUGCACAUCAUCAACUGUUUCACUCUCUUCUGCCCACAGUGUUCCCAUGCUCCUGAUUGGUUGAUGUACGUGGCGAUCAUUCUCUCUCACGCCAACUCGGUGGUUAACCCUUUUAUCUACGCCUACCGCAUACGAGAGUUCCGCCAAACCUUCCGACGGAUCCUGCGCCGACACCUGCUGUCAUGGCGACGGCAUCAACAGCUGGUAUCCGGCGGCAACAGCACACGCACCUGUGGCAGCACUCGGACACGGACCUCCGUCUGCACACCUGACCACACCUGCACUGGCUGAGUACUCCAACACCAACUUGGCAGGUUGGGACUUGAACCGGUAACCUUUGGGAUACAAGUCUGACACCCUAACCGCUGACCCAUGACUCUGACUGUCCAUACUGUGACAGUUUAGCCAGUGACAGGCCACGCUCCUUCCUGACCACGCCCCUUCCGCCCGGCCAACUCAAACACUCUGUGUCUGGCCAACCUGUGACUAGAUGACCAAUGACGUGGACAGACCUUGGAAGGUCCUGGGAGGCCAAAAGGGAAAAUGG